Oncorhynchus masou masou (cherry salmon) is the source of this 3283-nucleotide messenger RNA. Its product is annotated as adhesion G-protein coupled receptor G7-like. The record is from RefSeq and is a predicted model, not a curated record. Gene Ontology annotation, biological process: G protein-coupled receptor signaling pathway; cell surface receptor signaling pathway. The transcript is spliced from 16 exons. Bases 225 to 3047 code for a protein of 940 amino acids. Gene Ontology annotation, molecular function: G protein-coupled receptor activity. NCBI's taxonomy places the organism in Eukaryota, Metazoa, Chordata, Actinopteri, Salmoniformes, Salmonidae. Gene Ontology annotation, cellular component: membrane.
GGUUGACUGGUCCAUUUUAUUCAUCCUGUAACAUAGCUGACUUAUUUGUGUGUGUCUUUACUGAUCCUGUACAGUACUUUCCCCUUAAUUUCAAUAGUAAAUCAUUAACUGGUACCUGAAAGUUACUACAGUCUCUGUGACAGGUGGAGAGCCUGCAGCAUAAGACCAACAGACGUCCUAAUAAUGUGCAGUCUGCUGACACUGGAUGCCUGUAAACACUAGAGAUGAAGGAGCUAUGGGUUAUGGUUGUCUUUGCUACAGUCUCUUUAUCACAGGGGGAUCUCACCAUAUCAUCUGCCAUUCCAACCACCAUUGACAUAACUACCCCAACUACUACUGCUCCUAUAACCUCUGACCCUCCAACUAGCGCUCCUCCAACUACCGACACGCCAACUACUGAUAAUCUAACUACUGACAGUUCAACUACCGACACGCCAAAUACUGAUAAUCGAACUACUGACACUCCAACUACCGACACUCCAACUACUGAAUACACUGCAGCUACUACUGGUCAUCCAACUACUGGUUACCUAACUACUACUGGUCAUCCAACUACUGGUUACCUAACUACUACUGGUCUUCCAACUACUGGUUACCCUACCUCUAUCCCUAUCACCAGUAUCAGUCUCCCCACCAUCUCUACCAACACCACCAACACAUUUCUCACAACCUCUACCAACACCUAUCCUACCAUCUCUAACACCACCACCACCUCUCCUACCACCUCUCCCACCACGUCUAACACCACCUCCACCACCACCUCUCCCACCAUGUCUAACACCACCUCUCCCACCACGUCUAACACCACCUCCACCACCACCUCUCCCACCAUGUCUAACACCACCUCUCCUACCACCUCUACCACCACCACCUCUCCCACCACAACCCCUCUGGACUGUAUCAACGGUGGUGAGCUGCAGAGUGGAGUCUGUAUCUGUCCUGAUGAGUGGACUGGAGAGACCUGUUCAGAGGGGAAUUCCUGCAAUUCCACCAUCAUUGGUGAUUUUUCCUUCCCAAGAACAACGGUUGCCUGGUCUGCUUAUUCAGAAGAGUUGUGUGAUGAGAAGACAAUCAGUGCCGGUUUACCAAGAGCCUCAGCAAGAUGUUUGAAUGACACUGGCUCUCCGAUGUUUGGUCCUCCUCACGAGCUGCAGUGUGAAUUAACCCUCAGUGACAUUCAAGGAAAUAUCUCCAGCAAUUCAGGUGAUUUACUACAGUUAGCCUUCAGUACUCAGAUCUUGACCUCCCAACCAGAGCGGCUGUCAGCUGACAACAUCACCACUGCAGCUCAGAUCGCUAACACACUGCUUCUGUCUGCAAAUAUCACAGAGGACAUCGCAGUGGCAGCUGUAACUACCAUCAGUCAGCUGCUGAAUGCCAGUGAGGAGAGUACACAGGAGAGAGACGCUGUCCAAAACCUCACAGAGACCCUGGAGAUGUUUUCCCUGGACCAGCACAGUAAUGUGUCCUUGGUGGUUCAGCCCAACCUGGCAGUCCAGUCUGUCCAAGUACCAAGUGACUCAGUAGGGAUCCAGUUUACUGCUCUGACUGGAAGAUCUGGUAAUUUUGUGGCCAACAGAAUUCAUCUCAAUACCAAUACCUCUGAACUGAUAGCUGACAAAGGAGGUUCUACCGAUGUCCAGAUUGUCAUGAAAUUCCCACCAGUUUUACGUAGUAAAAACACAAACUACUCCAUUGGUUUUGUGCUCUACCAAAACGACCGGUUCUUCAGGUCCAGGGCUUUCAGAGCUUCUUCAGGAACCAGGAGAAGGGUCAUCUCUGCUAACCUGGGACAAGUGUCUGGGUUACAUGUUGAGAUGCUCUUCAAGCCCACAGCUGUUCCCAACACCUCCCUCUAUGACUUUGCCUGCGUGUGGUGGAACUACACGUUGAAAGACUGGAGCACCUUUGGCUGCUACAAAGUCAACCACUCAGAAGACGGCCUGCAAUGUUGCUGUAAUCACACCACUAACUUCGCUGUGCUGAUGUCAUUCAGGAGGGAUUUUAAAUACGCUGAAGCACUAAACUGGAUCACCAUAUUGGGAUGCUCCAUGUCCAUCAUAGGGUUGAGUUUAACAAUAACAUUCCAGAUCGCAACCAGGAAAUCACGCAAAACCAACCCAACGGUCCUCUUAGUGAGUGUCUGUAUGUGUCUCCUGAUCUUCACCCUGCUCUUCAUGUUGGGAGUGGACAACCCUCAUAAACAGCUGGACAAACCUGAAAUACAGGAGGACAACGUUCUCCCCCCAUCCGACAAACACACAGAGCGGGACAGGGGGCCUUGUACUGCAGUGGCGGUCCUGCUGCAGUACUUCCUGUUGGGGACAUUCACCUGGAACACGCUGUUCGCCACACAUGUCUUCCUGAUGAUCAGAAACAGCCUGGCCACCAGCCCGUCACACUUCACAGCCUAUACCGUGGCCAUCGGAUGGGGACUGCCUGCGGUUGUGGUGGCCCUCACCUUAGGAAUUAGUUACAGAGUGGAUGAUCCACUGGGUUACAGGCAGGAGGAAUUCUGCUGGCUUGCUGCCCUCGAUCCAAAGGGGAACUUUGAUUUCAAGCUGCCAAUGUUUUGGGGGUUCCUGAUACCUGUGGCAUUCAUGCUUAUCUUCAACACAGUGGUGUUGAUAUGUUUUGCAGUUACAACAGGCAAGACCAACCCAAAUUUAACCAGUACAAGACACACAUCGAUGAAGAAGAAGUUCCUCAGUAGCUUCUCUCUGGCUGUGGUGCUCGGUCUCUCCUGGAUCCUGGGCUAUCUGUUGCUCAUUACACAGAACCAGACCAUGUACACCAUACUCAACAUCUCCUUCUGUGUUCUCACCACCACUCAGGGCUUGCAGAUUUUCAUUCUGUUCACAGCAAGAACAUCAAUUGUCAAGAAAAUUAUGGCAGAUGCUUUGAAAUCUGUCUCUAGUGUUGAGAUCCCACUUCACAUCAAGAGGUUCAGUCUAUGGCGAGACGAGCGCAGAGAAAAGGUAGAAUCAUACACACAGCUGGAGACUGAUCUGUCAACACAGCUGGAGACUGAUCUGUCAACACAUUAACCCUUUAACUGCCACAUCAGUUUUAUUCUGAAAAAUAUGUGUAUUUAGUCUUAAUAUAGGCCAUACAUGAUUUGUUUUUGACUGCUAACAUCUCAACCAGCCUGUUCAGUUGCCCAAUUAGGUUAAACUAGUUAUGUAUUGGAUUUUACAUAUGCUGAAAAUUAAUUAAAAUUAAUUAAUUAAUUAAAGUCAUGUCUGCCUCAGUUACUUAUAAUGGAAUGGAAGACAGGCCAAGA